Messenger RNA from Dermacentor silvarum, 1199 nucleotides. Its product is annotated as vitamin D 25-hydroxylase-like. The coding region runs from base 50 to 1156 and encodes 368 amino acids. NCBI's taxonomy places the organism in Eukaryota, Metazoa, Arthropoda, Arachnida, Ixodida, Ixodidae. The transcript is spliced from 6 exons. Gene Ontology annotation, molecular function: heme binding; oxidoreductase activity, acting on paired donors, with incorporation or reduction of molecular oxygen; monooxygenase activity. The record is from RefSeq and is a predicted model, not a curated record.
AUUGGGGACCCAAAACGGAGAUGUUUGGAAAACGAAUAAGAAAUUUUGCAUGAGUAUGCUGCAUGACCUAGGAUUUGCGAAGACCCAGAUAGAGGACCAUAUGAUGAUGCUCUUCCGCCGCCUUGCCAAGCAGUUGGGAGAAACCCUUGGAGAAUCAUUGUCAGUACGCAGCCUCAUCAUGAACUGCGCAGUCGGCAAUGUUGCGCAUUUUUUCUUCCCGUCGGGACUACCCGACGAAGACGCUGUAUGGCAGCAGUUCACCGAACACCUCGAGAUAAUAGGCGCUACAAUGCUCAAGGCCCCACUCUUCGAGUCCACGCCACGGUGGCUACGAAACCUGCUAGAGCGCGUCCCUUUCACUAGGAUAAGGAAAACAUGCCAACUAAUGAAUGGGUACGAAUCAUUCAUCAGGGAACAGAUUGAAAAAUACAGACCCCGGUCGAUGGAGGACUCCAAGCGUGAUUUCAUUGCUCAGUACACCGAGAAGAUUGAACAGGCCAAAGGCGAGCCGGAUCCAACGUUACAAUACCGCUACCUUGUCGGAAACGUGAAAGACAUAAUCAUGGCGGGCUCGUUCAGCACGACUACAACCAUGUACUGGCACUUUCUGAAUUUCGCCGUAAACCGGGACACCAUACAGGCUCGUGUGCAGCAAGAAAUCGACGAAGUGGUUGGUCAGCAGAGGGAGCCGACUUGGGAAGACAGGAAGCGAAUGCCGUACACCCAGGCUUGCCUGUGGGAGAUGGGACGCUGGAAAACCGGAACACCCCUGGGAGUGGCCAGAGAAGCAAGCGACGACAUCGUGGAGGAUGACAUCAUUAUACCCAAGGGCACUGUCAUUAUUUUCAAUAUUUGGGCUGCACACAAUGACCCCACGUACUGGACGGAGCCCCAUAGGUUUGACCCGGGUAGAUUUCUGAACGAAGACGGAUCAAUCCUACAGGAAAUACCUCGGCAUCUGAUCCCAUUUUCAGUUGGGCGCAGGUCGUGUCCCGGGAAGACUUUCGCCUCAAUGGAAUUAUUUCUACUGGUGACAUUUGUUCUUCAAAAAUUCCAAAUCGUCCUAGACCAGCCACUGCAGCAGGACCUAAAUGAUCCAGGCCUCACCUUACAACAUUUGAAACAUGUGAAGUUUCGGUUCCUACCACGUCACUAAACUGAAACCAAAACAUUUCUGCUUGACAGCUUGCAAUUUAUUU